UAGGAUUUCUGUUGCACAAUCAGAUUUUAAUUUUGAAAUAUCAAAUGCCAAAUGCAACAAAAAAGACCUUGCCAAAGAGGUUAGUAUUACUCCUAACCAUGAUCUUAAAAAUGAAAGUUGUGUAGAUAGCAUUCAAUUUGAUCUAAAAGAGGUGGAAAAUAAUAUUUUGAUGCUACUCAUUAAGACCUACUAUGAUAAAGUCAAAUCUUUCUUUAAUAUUUCUUGUGAAAUAAUAGAUCGAUUGGAACAACAAGAACCUAGUGGCCUGGAGUUGUCUAUUACUGAACAAAGUCAAAAACAAUCCAAGAAAGUCAUAUGA
Messenger RNA from Racocetra persica, 319 nucleotides. NCBI's taxonomy places the organism in Eukaryota, Fungi, Glomeromycota, Glomeromycetes, Diversisporales, Gigasporaceae. The record is from the annotation of a GenBank genome assembly.